UUACAAUUUCUUGUAUAAGGUUUUUUAAAUUUAUCUAAUUGACUUAAAAAAUAACAAGUAUUUUUUAGAGUACACCCAAAUGUAGAAGCUUAGUCUCUCAUCAAGCUAAUACAUAACCUAUUAUAAAUGUGUAUCUUGAAUUUUCACCUGUGUUCACUUAAAAGAUUUCAGUUCUUUUCAUUGAUAAUGACAAUGCAAAAUCUGUCAAUUGCCACCAAACUGAUAUAUAUAUAUAACUUUAGGAGUCAAGGAAUAUAGAAAUUAGAACACGAAAUGUUGAAAUGGUAUAAGUAAAAACUAUUGGUUUCUGUAAUUACUUUGAUUAGUUAAUAGGGAGAAAAAUAUAAUAUAUAAAUUAUGAAUCUAACGGUGUUGAUGAAAGAUGUAUUAUUUGAAGUUUUUCGAAGAAACGUUGGCUUUAGAAUGAAGGAAAGAUGGUAAAAGUAAGAAGGAGAAUAAGCGGUGUAGCUUUAUCUUUGUUUGUGAGGCAAGAACUUAGCAAUCUACAUUUCCCAUUGCCAAGAAUAGUAGUGGUUUCAAAAUCUCUAAGCAUAAUAAAAAAGGCUUCUGGGUUCUUUUUCUCUCGCAACAAUCAACUCAACCACUUGUUUUCAUUUCUCUAUAACCUCACUCUCUUCUCUUUCCCCAUUCAAAGCGUGUAAAUGGGUAACAGACAAGUACUUUUGGCCAUGAUUAUAGCAUGGCUUACUUUGUUUGAAGGAAACAUGAUGCUUGUUAGUGGCGGUCUCAAUUACAAGGAGGCUCUCACCAAGUCCCUUAUCUUCCUUGAGGCACAACGAUCAGGGAAACUUCCCUCAAGUAAUAGGGUGCCCUGGAGAGGAGACUCAGCACUCGAUGAUGGAAAACUCGCCAACGUGGACCUUGUCGGAGGAUACUAUGAUGCAGGGGACAAUGUGAAAUAUGGUCUCCCCAUGGCUUUCACCGUUACUACGCUGGCAUGGGCUGCUAUUUUUUACAAGGAAGAAUUUAAAGAAGCAAAAGAGAUGGAUCAUCUUAUCGAUGCCAUUCGCUGGGGCACUGAUUAUUUUCUCAAAGCUAGUUCUCGACGCAAAAGAUUAUACGUAGAGGUAGGAGACGCGGAAGAGGAUCACAAGUGUUGGAUUCCACCAGAAUAUAUGAAGACACCGAGAACGGUUAAGAAGAUUGGUGACGGCACGUCCGGGAGUGAAAUCGCAGCUGAAACUGCAGCUGCAAUGGCAGCUUCUUCCAUCGUUUUCAGACCCAAAAAUCGUAAAUAUUCUCGUUCUCUUCUCAAUAGAGCUAAAACGCUUUUCCUUAUGGCCAAAUCGCAUAAAGGAACGUAUGAUGGAGAGUGUCCCUUCUACUGCUCUUAUUCCGGCUAUAAUGACGAAUUGAUGUGGGCAGCAACAUGGCUAUACAUUGCUACGAAGAGGUCAAUCUAUUUAAAGUACAUAUUAGAAGAUUCCAAGAGUGCUAGUGUAUCAGAAUUUAGUUGGGACCUUAAAUAUGCCGGAGCUCAAGUCCUUCUUAGCCAGUUAUAUUUCGACGGUGAAAAGAAGUUCGUGAAAUUCAAAUACCAUGCAGAAAGUUUCAUAUGCUCUGUCCUUCCAGACAGUCCCUACCACCAGAUUACAAUGUCUCCUGGUGAGUACCCUCUUCCUUUGUUUGUGUUUGCAGUGCUAAAAAUGAAGGAAAUCUAUGAAGAAUGGUGUUUUGCAGGUGGCUAUAUUCAUUUAAGAGACGGAGCCAACUCGCAGUAUGCAACUAGCAGCGCUUUCUUGUUCAGUGUAUACAGUGACUUGCUUGCCAAACAUAAAGGCAAAGUUACUUGUGGUGACAAAACGUUUAGCUCUUCCCAUCUCUUUUCUUUCGCUAAGCAACAAAUGGAUUACAUUCUAGGGAAAAACCCACUAGGAAGAUCGUACAUGGUAGGAUUUGGAAAGAACCCACCAACGCAACCUCACCAUAGAGGUGCUUCGGUGCCGACACUGAAAAAGGGUGAAGAAAAUGUGCCUUGUGGCAUGACCUUCACAAAAUGGUUUAUGACAGAUGAACCUAACCCUCAUGAACUCACCGGUGCCAUUGUGGGUGGAGCUGAUCGCCAAGACAACUUCAAGGAUAAACGUUGGGAGUCACCCUACACUGAACCAUGCACCUACGUCAAUUCCCUCGCUGCUGGAGUUCUUGCAAAGCUUGCUUCUUUGUCUUGAUUCAUUUUCAUCUUAUUCCAAAUUUUGUAUAUACAUUGUUACGCAAUAACACCUUUAAUUAAUUAUUUACCUCUUAAUUUAGCAUGCCAGUGCUCCACUAAAUAGAUCAAUAAGAAUUAGGAAACAAUAUGAACCAUGAAUAAUGUAUUAUGUAUUAACUUUAAGAAUAU
Messenger RNA from Vigna radiata var. radiata (mung bean), 2362 nucleotides. Its product is annotated as endoglucanase 16. Gene Ontology annotation, biological process: carbohydrate metabolic process. The record is from RefSeq and is a predicted model, not a curated record. The coding region runs from base 663 to 2192 and encodes 509 amino acids. Gene Ontology annotation, molecular function: hydrolase activity, hydrolyzing O-glycosyl compounds. Lineage: Eukaryota; Viridiplantae; Streptophyta; Magnoliopsida; Fabales; Fabaceae. The transcript is spliced from 7 exons.